AUGGUGUUCACAUAUGCCAUAGCAUUUGUAGUUGGGUUAAUGUUCGCAAUUCUCACAAUAGCUUUUGCGUGUGUGAGGCUUCGAAUGACUCGCACCCCCAACAUACUAAGUAUUUUGGCUGGUAUUCCACCAUCUCAUCAUCAAGCAGGAGAAUUAGGCAUAGUUGAAGAUAUGGAACAAGGUCUUCAUCUUAAUCAUAAUCAUAAUCAUGAUAUUGACACAAGUUUUGAUAGCUACCCCAAGUUGUUAUACUCAGAAGUAGAGAAGAAUAAAGAUGGUUAUUCGAGCUGCUCCAUCUGCUUAGGCGAUUACAAAGAAACUGACAUGUUGAGGUUACUUCCUGAUUGUGGCCAUCUCUACCAUCUUGAUUGUGUUGAUCCAUGGCUCAGGUUACAUUCCACAUGUCCCAUUUGUCGAAAAUCUUCGGUUCAAACUCCUCGCUCUAGUGCCUCCAUUGUUGGGGAAUCCGCUACUAUCCCUGUUGUGUAG
This is a messenger RNA of Gastrolobium bilobum, 489 nucleotides long. Its product is annotated as RING-H2 finger protein ATL70-like. Lineage: Eukaryota; Viridiplantae; Streptophyta; Magnoliopsida; Fabales; Fabaceae. Bases 1 to 489 code for a protein of 162 amino acids. The transcript has a single exon. The record is from RefSeq and is a predicted model, not a curated record.